UAACUGAGCAGAAGUCAUCAUCUGAUAUCGUAUCUGAGCGAUACCAGCGUUAGUAUGGCUCGAGUGUCUUUAGCUGUGAUUGUAGCCAUUAUGGCGGCCGUGGCCUAUUACUGGGGGUCGUAUCAAAAGACUGAUUUGUCCACCACUGUGCUGAACAAGACAUAUGACUAUAUCAUUGUUGGUGCCGGGUCUACGGGGUCUGUGAUAGCUUCCCGACUAUCAGAGGACAAGGACAUUAGCGUCCUUCUACUGGAGGCGGGUGGUCAGCCAGAGGAGAAUCCUUUGAUUGAUGUGCCUGUUGCCGCUGUUGACACGCAAGAAACAGAACAGGAUUGGAGGUAUUAUACAGUUCCUCAGAAGAAUGCCUGUAAGGCCAUGAACGAAAAUAGGAGUUAUUGGCCACGUGGACACGUUCUUGGUGGAAGUAGUGCACUAAACUGGAUGGUGUACAUGAGAGGAAAUCGCCAUGACUUUGACAGCUGGGCAAAUGAGGGAUGUGAUGGAUGGAGCUACAAAGAUGUCCUCCCUUACUUCAUAAAAUCGGAAAACGUGGAAAUCCCUGAGUUUAAAACUUCGAAAUAUCAUGGGAAGGAUGGACCACUGUAUGUUACUGGUCCUACACAGACUAUUCUGCAGGAGAAAUACAUCCAGGCUGGACAACAGCUGGGUUACAACUUAGUUGACUGUAACGGAGAGGAUCAAAUAGGAUUUUGCAGGAUGCAAGCCACAAUACACAACGGCGUGAGGUGGAGCACAUAUCAAGCUUUCCUCAAGCCAGUUAUGUCAAGGCCAAACUUACAGGUAGCAACGCGAGCAUUUGUUACUAAGGUUAUCAUAGAGAACAAGAGGGCAGUUGGAGUGGAGCUGAUAAGAGGAAAUCGUAAAGUAAAAGUUUACGCUAAUAAGGAAGUGAUACUAUCAGGAGGUGCCGUUAACUCACCCCAGAUACUGAUGUUGUCUGGAAUCGGUCCUAAGCAACACCUUAAGGAAAUAGGGAUAGACGUAGUCGCCGAUCUGCCGGUGGGUAACAACCUACAGGACCAUAUCCUCAUACCUGUUGUUCGGAACAUCAACAUCAGUGCAGCAUUGACGGAGUCGAUGGCCAACAAUGUUUUUACAUUAUUACAAUAUAUUUUACUUAAAUCAGGUCUUUUUGCGGCAACUACAUUGGAAGGUAUGGGGUUUGUAUAUACCACGGAUGGUGCAACUAAGGAUGCUGGGCGGGGUCCAGAUAUACAGCUUCAUUUCCUGAGUGCACAUGGGCUGACAGAAGAAGCUAGACCGCACAUGCAUUUGAAUUACAGGGAUGACAUUAUGGACAAGAUACUAACAUAUGAUACAGCCAAUGAGACAAUAUCAUUUUUACCCACUCUCCUCCAUCCUAAAAGUAAAGGAACAAUCCGUCUUAAAAGUAGGGAUCCCUUCGACCAUCCCGACAUAGAUCCAAAGUACCUGGAACACCUAGAUGAUGUCAAAACUCUCGUAUCAGCAAUGAGAAUCCUUGAGAAACUUAUCGACACGCCAGUCCUGCGAGAGAUAGGAAUGAAGCUUGAAAGUAAAUCAACUCUGGACCAAAUAUGUGCUGAGCAUACCUUUCGGUCAGAUGCAUUCUGGGAAUGUUACAUACGUCAUUUUACUGUAACGGUAUACCAUCCCACAAGCACCUGUCGUAUGGGAACUACGGACGACCCAACAGCUGUGGUUGAUUCCUCACUUCGUGUCAAUGGUAUAUCUGGACUUCGCGUGGCUGACGCGUCUGUAAUGAGGAACGUCCCGUCAGCCAAUACAAACGCCGCAUGCAUUAUGAUUGGAGAAAAGGCGGCCGACCUCAUCAGAGGCAUUGAUUCUGUUAAGAAUAUACGACGAAAUCUAGGGGAAAUUUGAUCAAAAAAAUGCUACGUUAGUUAAAUGAUUUUCAACAAUGCGUUAUUUCAUAAUCAUAUGUUC
Messenger RNA from Ylistrum balloti, 1947 nucleotides. Its product is annotated as glucose dehydrogenase [FAD, quinone]-like. The record is from RefSeq and is a predicted model, not a curated record. Lineage: Eukaryota; Metazoa; Mollusca; Bivalvia; Pectinida; Pectinidae. Gene Ontology annotation, molecular function: oxidoreductase activity, acting on CH-OH group of donors; flavin adenine dinucleotide binding. The transcript has 11 exons. Bases 55 to 1884 code for a protein of 609 amino acids.